Molecule: messenger RNA, 1711 nt
Organism: Hippocampus zosterae (dwarf seahorse)
Lineage: Eukaryota; Metazoa; Chordata; Actinopteri; Syngnathiformes; Syngnathidae
Product: gastrula zinc finger protein XlCGF7.1-like
Exons: 2
Coding region: 714-1565 (283 amino acids)
Biological process (GO): regulation of transcription by RNA polymerase II
Molecular function (GO): DNA-binding transcription factor activity; RNA polymerase II cis-regulatory region sequence-specific DNA binding
Source: RefSeq, a predicted model, not a curated record
UCAUAUUUUCUUCUCCCUUAUCUGCUUUCUUUGGGAAAGGAUAUUCACGUGUUUAUUUCUCAAAACUCAUUUGUGACGUUUGGCCCCCGAUUGAUGCCACUAGUGCCGUUUGAAUUUGCAAACCCUCUCCCAACGUUGUGUUAAACACGAAUACAAUGAUUUGAAAAUCAUGGUCAAUCUAUUUUUACUUGAAUGCACUACCGGCACAAGAUAUUUAAUGUUCAAACACUGGCAAAUAAUCAUUAACUUGAAUAUUUCAUAGCUGCAACACGUUAUGUUCCAAAAAAAAGCUGUGGCAGGUGGCAAAACGACUGACAAAGUGUAGGAGUGUUCAUCAAACAUAUAUUUGGAGCAUCACACAGGUGAACAGGUAUGGGGCCCGUAAUUGGGUGGAAAAGGAGGUACCGGUACCCUGAAUUGCUCAGUCAUUCACAAGCAACAACAGGGUGAGGUUCACCUCUUUGUGAACAACCGCUUGGGAAAAAAAAAGGUCAAACAGUUUAAGGACAAUGUUCCUCAAUGUGAAUUCCCAAGGAAUCGACAGAUUUCAUAAUCCGUAAUGUCAUCAAAAGACAUUUAUUGUACAGCAAAAAACACCGCCGUUUUCUCUGAGCCCGAGCUCAUCUAAGAUGGACUGAGGCAAAGCUGAGGAAAAGUGGAAGCGUUUUGUGGUCUGACGAGUCCACCUUUCAAAUUGUUUUGGGAGAUUGUGGAUGUCAUGGCCAAAGAGGAAAAGAGCCAUCCGGACUGUUCUGGAUGCAAAGCCAGCAUCUGUGAUGCUAUGGAGCUCUGUUAGUGCCAGCGGCAUGGAGGUCAGUGAAGAAUAUCGUCAUCCUGAGCAGCCUGAGCCCGCUCUGGUGAAUGAGGAAGAGGCGCCAGACACCCACUACAUCAAAGAGGAAGAAGAGGACAGUGAUAUUACCAACUUUCCUCUGACUGUCAUUGUCAAGAGCGAAGAUGAUGUCGAAGAAAGCGAGCCCUGUGGAGGAUCCCACAUAACCUCACACUUUCCUGAUGCAGACGAACGCGCUAAAAGUGACACGGCGAGUCGAAGGGUCACCAAACGCUGGAAUUGUUCUCAGUGUGAAAAAACUUUUGGCUUUGAGUCUCUCUUGAAAAAGCACGUGGUUAGCCACACGAGAACGAAAGCUUUCAGUUGCUCCGAUUGUGGGAAGAGAUUCACUCGUCAGGGACAUUUGAACACUCACGUCAGAACACACACUGGGGAAAAACCUUUUUGCUGCACAGUGUGUGGCCUUAGGUUAACGCAAAAGAGUAGCUUAACCAAUCACGUGAGAACGCACACUGAAGAGAAACCAUUUGUGUGCUCACUUUGUGGUAAAACGUUCUCGGUAAAGCGCUAUUUGAUAGCACACGUCAGUACACACGCUGGGGAGAAACCUUUUGCCUGCACAGUUUGCGGUAAAAGAUUCUCCGGCAAGAGACAUUUAGUCGAACACACGAAAACGCACACUGGGGAGAAACCUUUUGCCUGCAUACUGUGCGGUAAAAGGUUCACCCAGAAGGGGCAUCUCAGAAAACACAAAAGAAUUCACACCGGUUGAGAAAGCAUUCCGUUGCAAAGGGUGGGGGACGCCAUUCGGAUCAGGUUUUCGAGAAACAAGCAGCGAAUGAUGAAUUGUCAAGUGACUUACCUGUGCUAAGCUGUAAAGUCUACAAUAUGUGCUCCUGAAUAAAUACGUCUUCAGAC